Messenger RNA from Camellia sinensis, 1525 nucleotides. RefSeq names its product transcription repressor OFP5. The record is from RefSeq and is a predicted model, not a curated record. Gene Ontology annotation, biological process: negative regulation of DNA-templated transcription. Lineage: Eukaryota; Viridiplantae; Streptophyta; Magnoliopsida; Ericales; Theaceae.
CCAAAAGGGGCCGCUAGAAUUUUCCAGCCAAUAAUAUUAGAUAAAAGCUAGGUAAAAUUCAAGGACAUUGAUAGAGGAGGGGACAACCUUGAUCUCAGUUUUUGUCUCAUAUGCUAUAUGUAUAGGUUAUAUAUAUAUAUAUACAUAUAUUCCUCUUGCUUAGAGGACCAAGGACAUGCUGGACCCCCACAUCUUGAGAAGUUAGAACAGAUAUUCUCCAAAAGUAGAAUGCUCAAACUUAAAAAGUAGAAAAAAGUGGUGAGUGGUCACAAGAUUUUUGGCGGGUCUUUCUUUUGAAAACAACCCCAAAUAGUUCGCAAGAACAGCCUAACUGUGACUCAACUGCUUCAAAUAUCACCAUCUUCUGUCAUAGCUUCCAACCUUCAAAAUCAAACAAUUCACACAGAGAGGGAGAGAGAGAGAGAGAGAUCAUUUUCCAGUAGACAAUGAUGAAGUGGGGAAGAGGGAAACCUUCUUCGCCUUCGCCCUCUCGUGAUUCUUCCAUUUCUCAUCAUGUCUUUCCAAUGUCCUGGCUUUCUAAGUUCAAGCAAAAGGGCAACAAUUCAGAGCCCAAACCCACUAAGGCAAAACCAAAUUUGGCGUGUCAGAGUAUGCCAACACCUACUAGUUUGAAAGAUGGUCGAUUCUAUGGCGGUGAUGAUGAUGAUUUUUACUGGAGGCUUUCAUUUGGAGAGGACAGAGUUGAAGGAGAGAAGAGCAAAUGGGGUUCGCAAUCAGAUCGGUAUCACUCAGACAACGAGAUGGCAGCCGUAUCAGAUACAAGAAAGUCAAGAGAAUUGACUCGAAAUGUUUUGCCAGAAAUUGUUACAUGUAAUGAAGUAGAAAAGGAAAGAGGGAGUGAAGAAUUUGAAGUGGUAAGGAGAAAAGCUGUGAAAGACCAGAAACUGAGAAAAACCAAGUUUGAAGCUUUGAACUUGAAGCAAAUUGAUGGAUUAUCUGAAACAAAACUAAGUUCAGAGUUGCAACAAUUGACGGAGAUGAACAUCAAACGACUAAUGUCAAUGAGUGAGAAACAGAGGAAAUCUGUUUACAUAAGCAGGAAAUUGCAGAGAAGAACCAAAAAAAGCGGUAGAGUCAGAGUUUAUUCACCUCGAAUGGUUGCCAAGAUUGAAUGCAAAGUCAAAGCUCUUGAAGACAUGAAGAAAGCAAAAAUGAAGAUGAAGAAGAUGACAAAGGAGAAAGCAGUUCAACAGAGAACGGCCUUUGACAGCUUCGCUGUGGUAAAAAGCUCGUUUGAUCCUCAGAAGGACUUCAGAAAUUCAAUGAUUGAGAUGAUCACUGCAAAAGGGAUCUGGAGACCAGAAGAGCUUGAGGAACUCCUGGCUUGUUAUCUAACAUUGAAUACUGAUAAAUACCAUGAUCUUAUAAUCAAGGUCUUCAAGCAGGUAUGGGUCGAUCUCAACCUGAAGCAUUUUGGAUCUGAGCGACAGAAUGAGCACCAUUUCUCUAUGAUAAACCACUUUUUAUCAUGAACACCCAAAAAAAAAAAAAAAAAAAAGAAAAA